CAACAGUCAUUCACACUUCCAAAGACACAUCACACAGACUGCAGGACCAGUAUGGCUCCGUUCAUGCGUGUAGCUUCUUCCAUCCUGCUGAUUUCUACAUUAGCGUCAGCUCAAUUAGGAAGGUACAACUCACCAGCACAAGACACAUGUACCCCAGACAUUGAGUUUGGGACAUACUGCCCAACCACAUGUGGAGUCGCUGAUUACCUACAUAAAUACAAGCCUGCCGUUAACAAACAGCUGGACGAAAUGGAACAGGAUUUAAAGGAAAUUGCCAACCUUACCAAAGGAGCGAAGGACAAAGUGGUCUAUCUGAAAGACUCGGAAACACAAGCACAAAAACAAGCACCAGAUACGUUCAUCAAGAAAUCCUCAAACAUGCUGGAUGAUAUACUGCGAUUUGAGAAGAGCAUUCUCGCCCAGGAAGAUCAAAUAUAUCAACUGCAGUCCAGCCUACAGAGUAAUGAGAAAAGAAUAACCGAUCUGAAGCAGAUGUCCCUCCAGCUGGACCAGAUGUGCAGCGAGCCCUGCAAAGACACUGUGGAGAUCCAGACAAUCACAGGGAAAGAUUGUCAGGACGUUGCAAACAAAGGUGGUAAGGUCAGUGGACUCUACUAUGUGAAGCCAGCCAGGGCUCUCGAGUCAUUUCUGGUCUACUGUGAGAUAGACAGCUUUGGACGUGGAUGGACGGUUCUUCAGAGGAGGCGGGAUGGCAGUGUUGACUUCAACAGAAACUGGGUUCAGUAUAAGGAAGGCUUUGGGUAUCUCUCACCAGACGAUAAAACAGAGUUCUGGCUGGGGAAUGAGAAGAUGCAUCUGUUGUCUGUUCAGUCCAACGUGCCUUACGUGCUGAGGAUCGAGAUGGUCGAUUGGGAAGGCAACAAGAAGUUUGCCGAUUAUUCCACAUUCAAAAUUGGACCAGAGGUCGAUUCAUACCGUUUGACGUAUGCAUAUUACUCUGGUGGAGAUGCCGGUGAUGCUUUCGAUGGUGUUGACUUUGGUGUUGAUCCCAGUGACAAAUUCUACACAUCUCACAACGGCAUGCAGUUCAGCACACCUGACAAAGACAACGACAAGUUCCACGAUCACUGUGCCUUACAGGAGGGCUCUGGCUGGUGGAUGAACCGCUGCCAUGCUGCUCAUCUCAACGGAAAAUACUACAGCGGUGGCAAGUACACAGAGAAGGACUCCCAGUAUGGAUAUGACAAUGGAUUAAUCUGGGCCACAUGGCACAGUCGCUGGUAUUCUCUGAAGGAGACCACCAUGAAGAUCAUUCCCAUCAACAGAAUCAGUGCUGGGGGGCAGCACACUGGUGUCAAGCAGUUUGAAGGAUUGGAAGGGCCUUUUUAAAGACCAAACCAAUGCAAACCCUUGAUUCUGAGCUAUUAUUAUUUUGUUGUUGUGAAGCUUAAGUAGAAAUACAUGGGCAUGCAUUGUAAGCGCGUGUAAACCUCUGUCUAAUGGUGUCUGAUUUUGUCAUUUUCAAUAUGACAACCUUCAGCUAACAGUUUUCCAUCUCUUCAAAUGAUGUCAAUCUUUAUACAGAAAUCAUGUCGUUAAAUUUGAUGUACUCAUUUAAUUGCAACUGGUCUAAUGCAUCACAUAUGACAACGUAUUAAUAGAAAUCCCAACUUUUUUAAAUGAAAUGUAUUCUGAAGUCAUUGUGUGAUUACGGUAGGUGAGGUUAACAUAUGUACAGUGUAUACGGUCUAACAAAUGUACACAAAUGGAACAGAACAAAAAUGAAUGUGCGAAAGCAAACUGUAAAAGCAUUUAAGAGAUUUGUAAUUUUAUUAAAAACUUUCCUUUCAUAAAA
Messenger RNA from Xyrauchen texanus (razorback sucker), 1816 nucleotides. It is a transcript of the gene fgg, whose product is annotated as fibrinogen gamma chain. The record is from RefSeq and is a predicted model, not a curated record. Gene Ontology annotation, cellular component: fibrinogen complex. The transcript is spliced from 9 exons. Lineage: Eukaryota; Metazoa; Chordata; Actinopteri; Cypriniformes; Catostomidae. The coding region runs from base 52 to 1350 and encodes 432 amino acids. Gene Ontology annotation, biological process: blood coagulation; protein polymerization; platelet activation. Gene Ontology annotation, molecular function: signaling receptor binding.